AUGGCGGCGCAGGGGCUCAUGCGGCGGCUACCACUCCUCCUCCUCCUCCUCCUCCACCCGGUGUCCUUGACCAUGUCGGUGGCCUCGAAAAAGAAGGCAGAAACAGGGCCCGAGCAGCCAGAUCCGAACCAACCUGCCAUAGCCCUACGCAAGUUUGAUGUGCAUAUACGCAAUGGGCUGCGAAUGUACUUGUUGGACAGCCAUUGCUGCUCCAAAGACGACGAUUUGGGGGUGCGUGUCAUAUACCCAGACGAUGAACAAAGGUGGUCGUUCAGAGGGAACUGGCUUGGAUCCACCAAUUUUCAUUGCAAGUUGGAGUGGGCUUAUGGGUUCGUGGAAUUUGAUGCUUUUGCUGAUGAUCUAAACUUUGUCACCAGCUUUUGUGGGGAUUCUUCGUGUGUUUGGACUGCAAAACAAGAUGGCCUUUAUUUGGCCGACCAAAAUGGUCAACUUGUUUUUAAGGAUCAUUGGGAAUUGGUUCCAUGA
Molecule: messenger RNA, 486 nt
Organism: Cucurbita moschata (crookneck pumpkin)
Lineage: Eukaryota; Viridiplantae; Streptophyta; Magnoliopsida; Cucurbitales; Cucurbitaceae
Product: S-protein homolog 1-like
Exons: 1
Coding region: 1-486 (161 amino acids)
Source: RefSeq, a predicted model, not a curated record